Messenger RNA from Onychostruthus taczanowskii (white-rumped snowfinch), 5668 nucleotides. It is a transcript of the gene PCF11, whose product is annotated as PCF11 cleavage and polyadenylation factor subunit. Lineage: Eukaryota; Metazoa; Chordata; Aves; Passeriformes; Passeridae. Gene Ontology annotation, molecular function: mRNA binding; RNA polymerase II complex binding. The record is from RefSeq and is a predicted model, not a curated record. Gene Ontology annotation, biological process: termination of RNA polymerase II transcription. Gene Ontology annotation, cellular component: mRNA cleavage factor complex; cytoplasm. The transcript has 16 exons. Bases 279 to 5381 code for a protein of 1700 amino acids.
CUCUCCUGAGCGCAAUUUCACAUGACGCAACGGCUGCGGGAAGCGGUUCGCGAGCCGUGCCCGCCGCCGCCAUUUUGUGAGCGCGGAGACUGAGCCGGCGGCGGCCCGAGGAGCGGCGGCACCGGCAGCGCAGCCAGCGGGAGCCUCAGCGUGGAGGAUGCGGUAGAGGAGCCCAGCGGCAGCGGCGGGGGGGCGGCAUCGGCAUCGCUCGGCGGCGGCUGCGGGGAAUCGCGGGGAGGGGGCUGUCGGUCGGUGGGUCGGGUCCUGGUCGGAGCAGCAUGUCGGCCCCGGAGAGCAGCGCUGGCAGCAGCGAGGCCCGGGAGGACGCGUGCCGCGACUACCAGUCGUCGCUGGAGGACCUGACGUUCAACAGCAAGCCGCACAUCAACAUGCUGACCAUCCUGGCCGAGGAGAACGUGCCCUUCGCCAAGGACAUCGUCUCCCUGAUCGAGGCGCAAAUCGCCAAGGCUCCUGCAUCAGAGAAGCUACCCGUUAUGUACCUAAUGGAUUCCAUUGUCAAGAAUGUGGGAAGAGAGUAUCUCACAGCAUUUACUAAAAACCUAGUUGCAACAUUUAUUUGUGUAUUUGAAAAGGUGGAUGAAAAUACUAGGAAAAGUUUAUUUAAAUUACGCUCCACAUGGGAUGAUAUUUUUCCUUUGAAGAAACUAUAUGCACUUGAUGUCAGAGUCAACUCAUUAGAUCCUGCCUGGCCAAUUAAACCUCUGCCCCCAAAUGUGAAUACUUCUAGCAUCCAUGUGAAUCCUAAGUUUUUAAAUAAAUCGCCAGAGGAAUCUAAUGCACCUACCUCUGCUGUCACUUCUGGUGCCUCUACUCCUCCAGCUGUUCCUGAAAUACAAAAGAAUUUGACACAGGAGCAACUGAUAAGGCAGCAAUUGCUUGCAAAGCAAAAACAGUUGUUAGAACUUCAGCAAAAAAAACUAGAGCUGGAGCUGGAACAGACUAAAGCACAGUUGGCUGUAUCUCUUAGUGUUCAGCAGGGAUCAUCUAGUAUAGCUUCAGUUCCAGCACCUUCCAAGCAACACAUGUCUCCCACACCUCAUAUGACAGUUAAACCACCUCAUCAAACUGCUUCGCAAUCUGAAAAAAACAAACCGUCCUCAAGUCCUCCACUUCAUGAUAUCAAAAUAGUGAACAGGGAUCCUCGGCUUAAUAGGAUGGGUCAGCAUUCUUCUCAUACUAAAGAUCAGUCUCACAGGAAGGAAUUUUCACCGAGUGUGACCAGUCAGUCUGAGACCAAGGGAAACAAAACAGCACAGGCUGAAAAACAGAACUCAACGAAGUCAGAAAAAUCGAAAGCAAGUGAAAAAACACAGAAGAAAGAACUUGAACAGUCCAAAGCAAAGUCUAAAUCGCCAUCCCCUUUGAAAAAUAAGCUGCCUGAUGCUAAAGACAGUAAAAACCAAGAAUGUGAAAGUACUAAGGCUUCUGACAUCAGUAAGCGGGAUCCAAGACUGAAAAGACAUCUUCAAGAUAAGUCAGAGGGGAAGGAAGAGGAGGUCAAAGAAAAGAGGAGAAGUACAGAGAAGAAGGAGAAAGAGGAGCAUAAGACAUGUGAACAUAGACCAGUGGGGAGCAGAAAUAAAGUGAUUAACGGUGCUGUUCAGAAACAAGACACAACUACAGAGGAGUCAGAAAAACAGGGUGGGAAACAAGGAAGAUCAAGUAGUAGAAAACGGUCACGAUCACGCUCUCCUAAGGCAAGAUCCCCAUCUACACACUCUCCAAAAAGACGAGAGAGGAGAUCACCUAAAAGAAGACUUCGGAGUUUAUCUCCUACUUCAUCAACUCCUAAAAUUGGAAAGAUGCGUCAGAUAGGCCCUAAGCAGUCUCAUGUUGAGGAAGGCACACAAGCAGCAAGAGAUGAAAGAAAUUCUAAUAAGAGAAAUGUUAAACAAGAGGUGCGUGAUCCAAGGAGAUUGAAAAAAGCCCAAGAAGAAAGACCCCAAGAGACAACCACCCAGCAUUCUGCAAAAGCUUCUCCAGAUCCAAAGGAGAAUGCAGAAAACUGGCAGGGAUCUAAAUCAGGCAAGAGGUGGAAAUCUGGUUGGGAAGAAAGCAAAAACUCACAGCAGAAUGAUGAACACCAAGCACUUGUUAAAUCCCCUCACCAAAGACAUCGGGAAAACUGGCCUGCUGGUAAAGGAAUUCUAUCACCCCGAGCACCAAAGCAGCAGCAUCGGUUAAGUGUGGAUGCCAAUUUACAGAUUCCCAAAGAAUUGACAUCUGCAAGUAAAAGAGAAUUACUUAAGAAGGCUAAUGACCGCUUGACGUCUGGUGAAAUAACACAAGAUGAGUUUCUCAUGGUAGCUCAUCAGAUCCGACAGCUGUUCCAGUAUCAGGAAGGAAAGCACAGAUGUAAUGUCUGGGAUAGCCCUACAGAGGAAAAAUGUGGUUUGAAAAAGAAACCUCUUCUAUCGGAUGCAGAAUUAACAUAUUAUGAGCAUAAAGCUAAACUAAAAAGGACACAAGUUCAGCAUUCAUUGUCAAGGCUUGAUCUGUUGGAUCCUGAUGAUAUUUUGGAUUACCAUAUACCUGAUGCAUUGCUUUCUGGAAUAGAAUGUGAGCAGGCAAAAGCCAAGCGGGGGGUACAGUUUGACAGAAAAGAACCAUUUGCAGAAAGAUCAAGGAGACACUCUCCUGUAAGUGGCACUACAAGACCAUUUGCUGAAAACCUGUCACCGCUUGAGAGUCGACGAAGACUUGAAGACCAGCGUGCUACUAAAGGAGCAAGAGGUUCUGAUCCUUAUGACAGCUGGGGAGAAUCGGAUGAAUUUAGAGAUGCUCUCAGACAGCAGGGGAAAAGCACAGCAGAGUUCCAGAAAACAGAUGGAGAUGCACUCUGCAGGUUUGAUAAUCGUGAAGAAAGACAGCUUCUUGGGCAAGCUGGUGUUCGGGAGGAACCAAGGUCACCAUUCACUGAACGUUUCAAAAGAGCUAGAUAUGAAGAUCCAGAGAAAGCACCAUUUCCAGAAAGUCCAGGAUCCAGAUUUGGAAGUAUUGAAGCAAAGCAGAGGAUAAGUGCACUGAUGGAAGACAGACCUCUGUUUGAUGGCUCACCUAGACCGACUGCUGCAAGGGUUGGUGUGGAUGGACAAGGCAGUCCUUUUGUUGAUGGUCCUGCUGCUGGUUCAAGUUCCAGAAUUGAUGGACCAGCUGGACAGGCUGCUAUGAGAUUUGAAGGGCCUUUGGUGGGGACAGGUGCAUCUCAGUUUGAUGGACCACUGGCAGGAGCAGGAGGAGCUGGAGCCCUAAGAUUUGAUGGGCCACCAGGGCAGCUGGCAGGGUCCCUGAGAUUUGAAGGACCCCCAGGCCAGGUUGGUGGAGGAGGUCCACUGCGGUUUGAGGGACCUCUUGGGCCUUUGCGGUUUGAGGGGCCUGCAGGGCAGCCUGUAGGCGGUGCUAGGUUUGAAGGUCCUGGAGUUGGUCUCAGGUUUGAGGGUCCUCAUGGUCAGCCUUCAGGUGGUCUCAGGUUUGAGGGACCUCAUGGUCAACCUAUGGGGCCUCGGGGUCAACCAGGGGGUGGUCUCAGGUUUGAGGGACCCCAUGGUCAGCCCUUGGGGCCUCAUGGUCAACCAGGGGGUAGCCUCAGGUUUGAGGGGCCACAUUUACAGCCAUUGGGGCCCCAUGGACAACUUGGAGGUGGCCUCAGAUUUGAGGGGCCACAUGGUCAGCCCAUGGGGCCACAUGGGCCAUCAGGUGGUGGGCUCAGGUUUGAGGGACCACAUGGACCAUCAGGUGGUGGGCUGAGACUGGAAGGACCACGUGGUCAGCCAGGUCUAGGUCCUAGGUUGAUUGAUGGACCAGUACACCAGGGAGCUGGUGGACUUAGAUUUGAUGGUCCUCUUGGUCGGGCUGGUCCGAGAUUUGAUGGAUGUCAUGGAGCUGGAUUUGAUGGUCAGCCUGGACAGCUGUCUCUCCUGCAAAGAUUUGAUGGACUUCAUGGACAGCCUGGUCCAAGGUUGGCACCUGGCCAACAGGCACAAGCAAGAUUUGAAACAGCCAUACCUCAAAGAUUUGAUGGACCUCACCAGCCAGCCUCUAGGUUUGACUUGCCCCUUGGCCUUCAGGGUGCACGUUUUGAAAAUGUAGCUAACCAUCCUGCCUCAAGACUAGAAUUGUCACCAUAUGGACAAGGUGGUCCGUUUGUUGAGCAUCCUGGCCAAGGCUACAAUGGACCAGCUCAUGGAAUGCAGUUCCAGAGACCUGAUAUAUUCGAUGGUUCACCCGGACCAAAUUUCAAUGGGCCAGCUGGCCCAGGAGCACAGAGCUUCCCACUGAGAGCAGCUGGACAUUACUUCGAAGAAAAAGGUCUCCAGGGUCCUCAAUAUGGGAAUUUCAGUAAUAUGCCAAUGGGAGGUAGUCAGGUUUCUCUCAUGUCUGCUCAACCAGGACCUUAUGGCCAAGGUCAGCAGUAUUUGCCAAAUCCUGGAAGCUUUGUCCAGAACCCCGCAGGAGCCCUUUCCCAUUCAUAUCCUGAUAACCACCUUGGACAGGUUGAUGUGAAUGAAUUGUUUGCUAAACUGCUGAAAACAGGGAUCCUCAAAUUGUCUAAAACUGAUUCCACUUCAGCACAAGCGAACGAAACAUCGUCCCAGCCGAAUGCUGAAGAAGAAGAUGAUGAUCAGAAUGAAGAUCAAAAUGUUCCAGACCUCACUAACUUCAUAGUCGAAGAACUUAGACAGCGCUAUGAUAGUGUUAUAAAUCGACUGUACACUGGAAUUCAGUGUUACUCCUGUGGAAUGAGAUUCACUACUUCACAGACAGAUGUUUAUGCAGACCAUUUAGAUUGGCAUUAUCGCCAGAACCGGACAGAAAAAGAUGUUAGCAGAAAAAUUACACACAGGAGAUGGUACUACAGUUUAACAGACUGGAUUGAAUUUGAAGAAAUAGCAGAUCUAGAGGAGCGUGCUAAAAGCCAGUUCUUUGAAAAAGCACAUGAAGAGGUUGUGUUGAAGACACAGGAAGCUGCCAAAGAGAAGGAGUUCCAGAGUGUCCCAGCUGGACCAGCUGGAGCAGUGGAGAGCUGUGAAAUUUGCCAAGAACAAUUUGAACAGUAUUGGGAUGAGGAAGAGGAAGAGUGGCACUUGAAGAAUGCUAUCAGGGUAGAUGAAAAGAUUUACCAUCCAUCUUGUUAUGAAGAUUACCAGAAUACAUCAUCAUUUGAUUGCACACCGUCUCCCAGCAAGACUCCUUCAGAAAAUCCACUAAAUAUAAUGUUGGACAUUGUUAAACAAGAAACAGAAGAGUCCUGUGACUCACCUAAAAUCAAAGAAGAACCUGAUGACACCCCUCCUGCCUGUGCAGAAGAGAGCACACCUGCAUCUACAGAAAUCAAAACAGAACCUGAGGAGUCUGUUUAAAUAAACUGCGGUAUGAUUUUUUUUUUUUUUUUUACAGAAGAGCUGCUGUGUUAAUUCUGGGAGGCGAAUACUUUUUAUAUGAAUAAAAUGUCCAAUUGAGGCAGGGCCUCAACUACUGUUUGGUUAAUAAAUACAUUUUUGUAUUUGAAAUUUCUUAUUGCCUGCACAGUUUCAGGUGUCAUUGUGUGAAAGUUCUGUAGAUGCGUGAAAAUUUAAUGGUAUAUGUAAAAAUGUAAAAUUUUCACUUGUUGAAAUGUAAAUUAUAAAUAAAAGAUAUUUUUGCUAUG